GGGCAGCCCUGGUUGUGUGGAAAAAGUGGGUGGUGUCGUGUCGGUGCAUGGUGAGCGGGCUGAGCGCAGACAACUUCACCAGUUACUAACGUGUUGACAGCUGACCCUGUACCGACACAAAGCCUGCCACACUGCGACACUGCGACACUUUCUACCGACACCAUGACUUCUUGACCACCAGGAUAAAUCUACGCAUCAUGUCAGCGCACUAAAGCCGUGGGGAAAUCUCUCUAAAGUUGCUCCUAGAGUCCAAAAAACCGCUACUCCUCCGCGACCGCAUCACCACCAAACACCAAGCUCAAAACGUUGGAUUUCUUGUUUAGCUGGAGUUAACGUUUUUUUCCCCCCCGUUUGGACAUGAUCUGAAGGUCAUGAGGUAUGGAGGCCGGAUCAGUGGUGCGAGCUGUGUUUGACUUCCUGCCCAGUGUCUCAGAGGAGCUGCCUCUCUUCAGUGGAGAUGUUAUCGAGGUGCUUGGUGUUGUUGACGAGUUCUGGUUGCUUGGAAACAAAGAUGGCGUCACAGGUCAGUUUCCUGUCACUUUUGUGGAGGAGGUCACCAUACCCAGCGCUAAGCCUGAAGAUAGACUGUAUGUGUGUAUCAGUGACUUUAGCUCAGCAGAACCUGGAAACCUGUCCCUGAAAAAAGGUGAUAUGGUGGUCAAGGAGACUGGAGGCUCCAUGAACUUGAGUGAAUCAUGGCAGCGUGGACGAAACGCCUGGGGGGUACGUGGGCUCUUUCCCUCGUCAUGUGUGAAAGAGCUUAACCUGUCCUGUCGCUCACGGUUACUCUCUGAGCGCUCUAUUCAGUCUUCAGAACUUCCCCCGUACGCCCUGGGACAGGCCAGGGCCCUUAUGAACCUCCAUGCUCAACUCAACGAAGAACUAGACUUUCGAGAGGGGGACUUGAUUAUUAUUACUGGUGUUCCUGAACCGGGCUGGUUUGAAGGCGAGCUAAACGGGUGCAGAGGGAUAUUUCCAGAGGGAUUUGUCGAAUUGUUGAGUCCACUUUGCUCCCCACAUGUACCUAUGGACUGCCCCUACUUAAACAAUGAUUGUGAUACUAAUUAUGGAGAUGAUAUGGGAGAAGGGACUGAUGAGGAGGUGGUACAAGAAGCAAAGGCUUUUGAACAAGAACAGCAAAAAGACAGUGUCAUUGAAGAAAUUGAGGAAGAGGAUGAAGAGGGUGCUGUGUACGGCAUAGCAUUGUAUGAAUUUCGAGCUAUGGAGCCGGGCGAACUGGACUUUGACGUAGGUGACCGUAUACGGAUUUUAAGUACUUUGGAAGAUGGUUGGCUGGAUGGUAAGCUAAAAGGACAGCAUGGUAUUUUUCCACAUCGUUUUGUCAAAAUAGAAGGCGCAGACCAGCCAAAAACGCAAGAAGAAACUGAUGAAAUCCAAAUGGAGGAGGAGGAGGAGGAGAAGGAGAACAGCUAUCCUUCAGAUGAUAGCUCAUGUCAUGUGACUUCUCAUGAGUGGAGAAGCUAUGAGGACAAUACAGUUUGGGAUUUGGACUAUUUUGAGGAGCAGAGAUGGCAAAGUGAACAGACAAGUACAGGUAAUCAAUCUUAUAAUAGUAGGGAGAGAGAUAGGGGUAAUAAGUUGGAUCAACAAACUUCUAGACCUGGACGACGACCACCAGAGAGGCCAAAAUCUGCCCCUCCCCCUAGACCAAAACUCCCCCCAAGACUCAACCUACCUGCACAUAAUAAUAGGCACUUCAAUCAAAGUAACACAACUAGAUCUAAUCAUACAAGUAAUAAUAGACAUCUGAGACCAAAAUUGUCGCACAGUUUAACUCUCCCUAACUCUUCCUCAAGUUGGUCAAAAGACAGCAGAUCUCAGCAUAGACCUCCAGUGGAUGGUAGGAAAAAUGCAAGUUUGAGUCAGGCAUUGGUUAACCUUCUUGAUAGUGAAAAGCAAGCAAGGCCAACUCGUCAUGGAAGUUACAAUGAUGCAGAUAGGUUGGGCAAAGCAGAGACACUGCCUAGAUCGCAACAAAAUAAUUCAAAUGGAAAACGUUCAUCUAUUACUUUGGAAGCUCUUGCAAACACUGCAAGUGAUUUAGAAACCAAGCUCUCCCAGCAGCUAUUUGAAUUUGAAAAAAGUUUGGUGUCAUCUUUGAGUGACAAUAAUAUGAACCAAGGGGACCCAAGCAACCAUUUUUCAAGGCAUUUUUCUAUACUGGACUACAAUAGUGAAAGCGAUAUAAUCCGUGGCACUUCAAAUUCACCCGUUUCCCAUUUAUUACAAUCCAACUCUGCAUCUUCUUCACUGGAGAGACGCAGGACACUCCGACCACCCCCACCCCGCCCAAGAGCGCAUCGCCCCCUUGUGCCCGCUCCCCGCAAACCAGCCCGCCCUCCUCCAAGCCCCCCAGCUCGUAUCUUAAGACAAAAUACAACCCCAGAAAGACUGGAUUAUGGAAAUAACCCUAUUUUCUACAAUCCUGAAGAGCCAGCCAUGGACAUCUUAGACCAGCCAAUAGCAACUGAAGAAUAUGGUGAUCUUGCUUUGGCACAAGAAGAGGAAAUCCAAAAACAACUGGAUGUUGAGAAAGAGUUAGAGAGAGAGUUUGAGAUGCAGAGGGAAGAAGAGGAGAGGUACCAGUUGCUGUUAAGGCUGCAGGAGAUCGAAAACGACAUAGAGGCCUACGCACACACUGCAGAGGAGCUAAGGAUGAUGCUGGAGGAGGAGGAAGAUGAUACGGCCCGGAUGCAAGCGCUUGAGAAUUUAGAGUUCUGUAACUACACACUGGAGACGCUGGCAUUGGAGCAGCAGCAGCUACAAGAAAUGACACUACUGUCAUCACAACCUAAACCGCUAGACUCUCCUCUGGUCGCUGAUGAAGCCCCAGCUCCGAGCGCAGAGGCUGAGGAUCCAGAUGUGAGGAUGCUGGAGAAGAGGUCAAAGGUCAUCGAGGAGCUGCUUCAAACUGAGAAAGACUAUAUCAAGGACCUGCAGAUGUGUGUGGAGGAGAUCAUAGAGCCACUGCAACUGAAACAGAUGAAGAAUGUGGACUUUGAGGGUCUCUUUGGGAACAUCAGUUCUGUAAUAGACCUAUCCCAGCGUUUGUUUGAAGAGUUGCAAGACUCAGACUCUAUAGGGAAGGUAUUUCUCACCUUCAAAGUAGAAUUGGAGGAGGUCUACAAAAUCUAUUGCCAAAACCAUGAUGAUGCCAUAUCUUUACUGGAGACAUAUGAAAAAGAUGAGACAAUCCAGCAGCAUGUUCUGGAGUGUCUUGAGAGAUUGAGGGGUAAGACCAACUACAUAAACUUGGGCUCCUUCUUGAUCAAGCCGGUGCAGCGGGUAAUGCGUUACCCUCUGCUGCUGAUGGAGUUGCUGGGAGCCACCCCAGACAGCCAUCACGACCGCACCGAGCUCACGCAGGCUCUGCAAGCUGUCAAAGAAAUCAACGUCAAUAUUAACGAAUACAAGCGAAGGAAAGAUCUUGUGCUGAAGUACAGAAAAACAGACGAGAACACAUUUAUUGACAAGAUCUCAAAGCUGAGCAUGCACUCCAUCAUCAAGAAGUCUAACCGCGUCAGCAGCCAUCUCAAACACCUUACAGGAAUCUCACCACAGAUAAAAGAUGAAGCGUUUGAUGAAGCUGAUAAGAGAUUCCGAUUGCAAGAAAGAUUGAUCAAGUCUUUCAUCAGAGACAUUUCCUUGUACCUCCAGCACAUACGGGAGUCAGCCUCUGUGAAGGUCCUGGCAGCCAUGAGCUUCAGUGACAUCUACUCCGACCGCAGCGUGCUGGCUCCUGAGCACUUCCAGAGGGCUCACCGCUCCAUCAGUGACAAACAGUUCACUGAGUUUAAGGAACGCACAGAAGCACUAGUUAUCAACCCUCUGAAUCAGCUUCUGCUCAUGUUCGCUGGACCCCACAAACUCAUCCAGAAGAGGUUCGAUAAACUCCUGGAUUAUGACAACUGCAAAGAGCGUGCCGAUCGGCUCAAAGACCGCCGUGUGCAGGACGAACUACAAGUGGCACGCAACACCUACGAAGCACUUAAUGCACAACUGCUGGACGAGCUGCCCAAGUUUUACACCGCAGCUGAUGACUUGUUCAUCGGCUGUGUCCGGGCAUUCGCUCAGGCCCAAAAAGACUUUAUGAAGAUGACAUUGGGAGAGCUACAGCCUCUCCUCCAGUUUUCUAGUAAACUUGGCAAAGGAAACCUGAUUGCCAAAUUCCAAGAUGAGCACAGUCUCGUUCUCCAGCUCCUACAAAGUUUUAGUUUCUGCCCGGAAAACCUUCCCCCUGCUGUAACCACCAACAAAAAACCUUUUGAGAAGAAAACACUUGAAAAACAGACAUCAAAAAAACAGCUACAAACUCAGCCUCCCAAAGUCCUGCAGACAGAUGAGCACCGCGCAGAGCUGCUUGUGCGCUAUGGUCCUGAGAAACUGUUCCAGGCAGAUAGGAACUUUAAUGCAGCUCAGGAUCUGGAUGUCUCCAUACAGGAAGGAGAUCUCGUGGGGGUCAUCAAGCAGCAAGACCCAAUGGGAAGCAAUAAUCGCUGGCUCAUUGAUAAUGGAGUGACCAGGGGAUUUGUGUACAGCUCCUUCCUCAAGCCCUACAACGCACGCAGGAGCCAAUCUGAUGUCUCCAUUGAGAGCCAGUCGUCCAAUGAAUCUGGAUAUGGAGGUUCCUCCCCAGUCUUCUCACGUCAAAACAGCAGCAGCACCUUAACAUUCAACCAGGACACCGCCACUGUGAGCUUUACCACAUCACAACCCCCAAAUCAGUCUUCACCACACCCCUCUCUAGACUCAGAAUCCUCUAGAAGGAGCCACAAUAGAGAUGCACAAGAUUUAGUCAGUCAAAGCAACUCUAUGACCUUACCUUCCACUCCCAGAAAUUCAAGUCAGAAGGAGUACUCAAGUCAUCGUGAUGCAGAUCUUCCCUAUUGGCAUUCCGGCAAUCAUAGACACUCUUAUGAUGGAAAUCGUGCAAGUCCAAGUAAAUAUAAGGAAGUGUCUGAUCAAUCGGAGACGGACUCUAGUUCAUCGUCCAAUAGGAAUGGACGGUUGCGCUAUGGACAUGCUGAUAAAGGGUAUAAUUCCCCUCAGUGGAGAAAUGAAAAUGGUGAAAAGAGGAAGCCUGCUGCCUACUCUAGAGAUGAAUAUAUCGAGCCAGAGCCUGAACCAAAAGCUGACGAUUUGGAUGGUCACCAGAUAUACUAUGCACUCUACUCCUUUAAUGCCCGCUGUGCCAAUGAACUGAGCAUUUCAGCCAAUCAGAGACUGCGGAUUCUCGAGUUUCAGGACAUGAACGGCAACAGCGAAUGGUGGCUUGGCGAAGCGGAUGGCAAACGUGGCUAUGUGCCUUCGAACUACAUCCGCAAAUCAGAAUAUACAUGAUCUAUGUGACUUAAUACUAUGAGCAAGACACAAAAAGACACUUAUUUUUGUCAUGAAGUUUGGACCUUAAGUGCUGCUGAAAUGGUAUACUUAUAUUUAUAGAGUUUUUAAAUAUUAUUUUUUACAUAACUGACACAUUACUCCAACCAAUUGAAAAACUUGUGAAUCUCACCAGACGGUUGCCAUAAUCUCUGGAUCUUAAUAGUAUUGGCACAUGGGACAUUGCAAUGAAAUGUGAAUGUUUCUGAUGAUCUGACUUGUAUGCAGAAUGACCUAUGAAUAAUGUACUAAAGGAAUUUCUGCAGGAGGUGUAGAUCAUUACAUUUACAAAUGUGUGAACAAAUUUGAAGGCACUUAAAUUGUUUCAUUGGAUAAAAGUUUGACAUGCCGGUCAGGCCAUAGACAACAUUUGGAGUGCUUUGAAAUGUGUUAUGAAUCAUCUGAAUAAAAGCCAAGUAUUGUACACA
Messenger RNA from Periophthalmus magnuspinnatus, 5828 nucleotides. RefSeq names its product dynamin binding protein (gene dnmbp). NCBI's taxonomy places the organism in Eukaryota, Metazoa, Chordata, Actinopteri, Gobiiformes, Gobiidae. Gene Ontology annotation, cellular component: cytoplasm. Gene Ontology annotation, molecular function: guanyl-nucleotide exchange factor activity; protein binding. The transcript has 16 exons. The record is from RefSeq and is a predicted model, not a curated record. Gene Ontology annotation, biological process: intracellular signal transduction. The coding region runs from base 379 to 5361 and encodes 1660 amino acids.